Messenger RNA from Anarrhichthys ocellatus (wolf-eel), 1860 nucleotides. RefSeq names its product ras association domain-containing protein 7-like. The transcript is spliced from 5 exons. The record is from RefSeq and is a predicted model, not a curated record. The coding region runs from base 96 to 1172 and encodes 358 amino acids. Gene Ontology annotation, biological process: signal transduction. NCBI's taxonomy places the organism in Eukaryota, Metazoa, Chordata, Actinopteri, Perciformes, Anarhichadidae.
UGUUUGAAUUCCUCUCUGAGCUCUAGAGACCCUGAAACCUGGUCCAACCGCCGCUCAUUACAAUCUCCUGAAGAAGAGAAAGGAAAAGGGCGCUGAUGGAGCUGAAGGUGCUGGUGGAGGGCGUGGUCAGAGUGGUGUGUGGCCUAUCACUGAACACUUCCUGCCAGGAUGUCGUCAUCGCUCUGGCACAAUCACUCAGUCAGACAGGUCGUUACAUUCUUAUCGUGAAGCUACGAGGGAAGGAGAGACAGCUAGUUGCUGACGACUGUCCUCUCCAGCAUCUGUCUCAGCUGGGACGGCUGGCCGCGGAGGUCCAGUUCGUCCUGCGGAGGACCGGUCCCAGCCGCAGCGAUGGUCAAGACCACCAAGAACCAGAGCCGCACAGUCUGGGUUCCUCAACACACCCGAAGAGGACUGAACCAAACAGGGUCCGGUCUCCAUCGCCCCGAGCCUCUCCAGAACCCCGAGCUUCCCCCGUCUCUUUCCUAGACCCUCACAACUCCCCCAAGGAGGAGGUGUUCAGGCAGAUCCUGCAGCAGCAGAGGAGGCUACAGGACCUGGGGAUUCAGCUUCAAUCUCUGGAGAGAGAGGCCGAGGUGUGGGAGCGGGAGAGGUCAUCUGCCGAAGUUCCUGGUCUGAGUCCUGUCGCCGAAGGGGAACUGGAGGAACUGGAGCAGCGUCUGAGGCAGACCGAGGCAGAUCUGAUGAUCAGGAACAAGUGGGAGGAAGAGUUACAGGCAGAGAUGGACAGAGAAGAAGAUAUGCACGGACGUCUGCAGCAGCUACACUCAUCCAUGGACGACCACGGUCAUCAGAUCGAGGAGCUCCAAGCUCGUUCUGCACAGCUAGAGCGGGACGUGCAGCUCGGAGCCCACAGACAGAGCUCUCGGGCGGACACUCGGCAGCCGGAGGAGGCGCUGAGGCCUCUGAAGCAGGAGCUCCACUACCGCCGGCAGCAGGGAGAAGAUCUGGAGGCAGCGUUGUCGGGGACACAGAGGGAUCUACAGACAAAGGAGGAAAAGCUGCAGGGCAGACAGGAGAUGAUUGAGGAGCUGAAUAAAGAGCUGAGACAGUGUAAGCUGCAGCAGUUCAUCCUGCAGACCGGCGGUCCGGACCAGAUAAACCUGCCCGUCACUGACGUCUACCUCAGCAAUGCUGGUAUCAUGGAGUAGCAGCAGCCACGGGGCUGUACGUCAUCAGAUGGUUUGAAGUGACUAUAAUUAGCCGCAGAAGAAGUUUACUGAUACCACGGUGUUAAAGUACUCCGGUUCAAGAGGAAGGACAAUGAAGAAGAGAAGACUUGUUCCUCCAGUUUUAGGAUUUUAUCUUUUCAGAUCAGAUGAAGUAACGUUAAAGAAUUUAUGAAGGAAACAAUCGUCAUGAACUGAAAGUAAACGUGUGUGUGUGUGUGUGUGAGUGUGUGUGUGUGUGUGUGUGUCCGAUAAGCCAAUCAUUGCCAGUUUCUUUGUAAAAAUAAAAUAACAAUGUCUUUGAAAUAGAUUCAAAUGAAUUUCAAUGCCACUGAAAAUGAACACUUGUAUGUUUUUGCUUGUUUAUAUUUCCUACCUGAACUUGUCACAUAAAGUCUUUUUCUAAACUCGUUGCUCAUCUGUUUGUUGUUUCACGGAUCAAUUCAAGCUCUCAUGAGGCAGUUUGUCUUUGCUCCACCAGAGGGCGCCACAGCUUGGUCCAUGAUGAGAUCCAACAUUUACUGCACACAUCCCUCCAAAGCCUGAGCAGCGUUUUAGUGCUCACACAUGCAGACCACUUCAUCUGGACGAGACCUUCAGAAGCUCAUCACACGCUUUACUCACAGCUCCCAGCUGAUGUUUUCAAUUAUCUGGUUUAAUCCGACCGAAA